CAGCAGAUGACAGUCAUACCGACGACAAUGUCACUGCCACCACCCCUAGCAGCAGCAGCAGCAGCAGCAGCAAAGUAGAUCCUUUAACGAAACUUUGGGAGAUUUGUAGACAAGGUUCAAGUCUUUGCUAUCUUUAUAAUACCCUGAAACCUGAUUCUCCUAUUCAAAACAACAACAACUCUUCGUCCGCGACAACCAAAUCCAAAGCCUAUGUAUACCAUUUUAUUAUUGCUUGCAGAGAUCAGCUCCAUUUUCCUGAAGAUACAUUAUUCACCGUUACUGAGUUAUAUCAAAAUGAUACCAAUGGAUUCGUCAAGGUUGUGAAUACUGUGAAACGUAUUCUUGACUUGAUGGAAGAAAAAGGCAUAAUUCACGUAGAGUCAUUAUCUGAGGAAGACGUACUCACAAAUCCAGCUACACCAAAAGAUUUGCGGGAUAACGUUGUAUAUGAAUUAGUGUCCACAGAAAGAAAAUAUGUACAAGAUCUAGAAUCAUUACAGAACUACAUGAGAGAAGUAUCAAGUCAAGAGAUUCUUUCUCAAGAUACAAUGCAUUAUUUAUUCGGCAAUUUGAAUGCACUUGUUGAUUUUCAAAGACGAUUUCUAAUCCAAAUCGAAGAUCAAGCAGCACAUCCUUCCAAAGAACAGCGCUUCGGUCACCUAUUUAUUCAAUUUGAGGACGCUUUUCAAGUGUACGAGCCUUUCUGUGCCAACUUCCAGAUUGCUCAAGAUUUGGUAUUACAAGAAGCUCAUAAAUUGCAAAAACUAUCCAAUAUUAUGUCCCCCACCUACGAAUUACCAGCUAUGUUGAUUAAGCCCAUUCAGCGUGUUUGUAAAUACCCGCUUCUUUUACAACAAUUGAUUAAGGCCACACCCGAUGAUUGGCCAUUUGCCGAAGAGAAUAAAGUCGGCUUGGACGCGAUCCAAAGAGUAACAAAAAAAGUGAAUGAAACGAAGCGAUUACAAGAAAAUCAGCUAGUUGUGCAAGAUCUGAGAAAGAGAAUCGUCGAUGACAAUAACAAUAAUCAUCAUGCGCAGAUUAUAGUAGAUAGUGCAGGUCCUCUUCUGUUGCAUGACAAAUUUACUAUGCAAAAACAUAACGACCUUUCUGACCAAAACAGUGUGCGUGAGAUGACAGUUUUUCUGUUCGAGAAGAUUAUCAUUAUUUGUAAGGAAAUCAAGGAUGUCAAUAAAAAUGCCAUUUCGAUCAAGAAAAAGAGAAAAGAAGGCUCAAUGGUGAUACGUUGCAAGAUUUUAUUAUCAAAAUUGGAACUAGCGAAAGGAACCAGUAGUCAAAAUGGUCAUUACACCUUGCAUAUUUCAUGGAUGGAGAGUGAAUCGCAGACAAUAUUAUUGAGAUGUAGGAACGACGAGCAAUUGAGACAAUGGCUGAACGUCAUCAUUGACAUUAAAGAAUCAACAGCAGCUACCAAAGUGGAUUUGGUUUCCGCUCCUCAAACACCACGUAUGGACACAAAUAAUCCCUUACUUUCGUUUGACGAAGACGAGGAUAAUCAUAAUACCAAUAACAACGAAGAAGCAGACGACAUACCAUCAGAAAAUGUGAAUGCCCAUAACCCGACGAUGAUGACCAGAAAUAGAUCCUAUAGCUACCAGCAUUAUGCUCAACAUCAUUAUCAUCAUCAUCACCAGCAUCAUGCCCACCAGCCUUUGACACCAACCGCUCAUCGAUACCCUUCUGAAAUAACCAGUAGAAAAGCUUCUUUAUCCAAUCAUAGUACAGCUCGUCAUUAUUUGAGUAGUGGCGGUGGUAUUAGCAGCAGCAAUAGUAAUAGUAGUAGUACUAGCCAUCAAUAUCACCCUCAUCAUUUACCUCCUCCUCCUCCUACUCCUCAGCCUCCUUUACCUAGAUCUCCUACUGCCUCUACUACAAACAUCAAUCAAGUCGCUGCAGGUAGUAUGAAUACUAGUAACGAGCGUUUGAAUUCACCUUCUACAUUAUCGUUUCCUGCUUCCCCCCCUACCAGUUAUCCACCUUCGCCUACAGCUACGGUUCGAACCAGUAGUACAAGUACCUCAACAGUCAACUCUACCUCUGUCAAGGAUCCUUCUAAUGCGAAUAAUAACGGUAUUUUACCCUCGGGUUCUUUGUGGCAGAGAAGGCAGCAACAUCAUCGCUCCAAUGAGAUUUUGGACCAGCAGCAACAGCAGCAACAGACGUGCAGCAAUAGAAAGAAGAUAUCAUCCUCUUCAUCUACAACUUUUGCAUCUUCGUCCACCAGCACCAACACUCACUCCCCUACCACUACCACUCCUACUACUUCUUCACCCACAAAGUAUCAUCACUUUAGAGCGAGAUCACAAAGUACUCCAAAUAUUGCAAGACCUUCCUACACACAAGAAAGCACAACUGCACCUGAAGUACCUACUUUAAGUAGCUAUCAAAGAACUGCUUCUUAUUCUCAACAACAACAACAACAGCAACAGCAGCAAGAUCAUCAUACGAUGCCGACAACUGCCCCUGCGACUCCUGCCCCAUCCAUACUCAACAAUAGUAAUAAUCAAUCGCAGUCCUCGUUAUUACUACAACAACAAGAUACUACCAAGGUGAAAGUACAUUACUAUGGCGCCAUCUAUGUUGUUGUUGUGCCUACGAAUAUUGAGCUUGAAGAACUAACAAGAAAAAUUGAAAGUAAAAUCAAGCUCUCUUCUCCUUUAAGCGCAACAUCACCAGCGGACGAUAAUUUUGAUAACAAGCCUACCAAUAUUGGUUUGAAAUAUGAAGAUGAAGACGGCGACUUGAUUACUAUUAGUUCAAAUGAAGAUGUACAAAUGGGGUUUGAAAACAAAGGGCCUAAUAAUGCUGUUAAUCUUUUUGUUACAUAAUUUAAUUUUUUAUUAGAAGAGAAUGUGUACAUAGUUUCAGUUUAAACAAUUCACAGAUUUUGAACAAAACAAUUAUAGAAAAUGGAAAGAUGAUCAUUUGUUUAUCAAAAAAAAAA
Molecule: messenger RNA, 2962 nt
Organism: Mycotypha africana
Lineage: Eukaryota; Fungi; Mucoromycota; Mucoromycetes; Mucorales; Mycotyphaceae
Exons: 4
Coding region: 351-2846 (831 amino acids)
Biological process (GO): establishment of cell polarity; intracellular signal transduction; septin ring organization
Cellular component (GO): mating projection tip; division septum; cytoplasm
Molecular function (GO): protein binding; guanyl-nucleotide exchange factor activity
Source: RefSeq, a predicted model, not a curated record